AUGGUCAAGGGCCAAUCGAAGGAGACAAACCGCAUGUCGGACUGGAAUCCGGCUGUCGAUGACACUAUCAUGCAUCUGGCACGCAUCCAUGCUUUCGUCCCAUCCUCGCUGGGUGGCACUCGCCUAGCCAAUUACCAACCCCCGUUCUGGACCACCGCCGCUCUCGCCCUGCAUCCUCAGCACUCGCCCACCUCCAUCGUAACCUACGGCAGGAAGAAAUAG
Messenger RNA from Clonostachys solani, 222 nucleotides. The record is from the annotation of a GenBank genome assembly. Lineage: Eukaryota; Fungi; Ascomycota; Sordariomycetes; Hypocreales; Bionectriaceae.